AUGAUGAUGCAGCAUGCGGAGGCCCACUUGGCGCCGAUGGGCGACCAUGGCAGCCCGUCCGGGGCAGGCAAGAUCCGCGGCUACCCGAAGCACCGCGCAGCCCAUGCGGCGGCGGCGGCGCCGUACCGGACCCGCGAGUCGCACCAAGGGGGCACGGGUCGGCGCGUGUACGUGGGAAACUUGGCGUGGGAUGUCAAGACGGAGAUCUUGAAGAACCACAUGCGCAUUUCGGGCGACGUCGAGGAGUGCGAAGUCAAGCAGGAACUCAAUGGGCGCUCCAAGGGCUGUGGCAUUGUGACCUUUGCGACGCACGCGAUGGCGAUGGACGCGAUCUCGCGGCUCUCGGACACGGAGCUCCUCGGGCGCAAGAUCUUUGUCCGCGAGGACCGCGAAGAGGCAAAGGCGCAGCUCGCCGCCCAGUCGGCGUACACACCAGCACCGGUAACGUCGUACGAUGUGCCGCCGACCUCGUACACGGCAGCGCCCGUGACGUCCUACGACAUUCCGCAGACGUCGUACAGCCACACGCCGGCGCCAUACGCGCCGCCCACCUCGUUCGCGCCUCCGCCGCAGCACGGCUUUGCACCAAACAACCCGUUUGCACCGACGUCCGGCGGCGGCACGCGCGUGUACGUCGGGAACCUUUCGUGGAGCGUCAAGUGGCAGGACCUCAAGGACCACAUGAAGCAGGCGGGCAACGUCCUGCACGCCGACGUCAUGCUCGAGCCGACGGGGCGUUCGAAAGGCUGCGGCAUCGUCGAGUACGACACGCCGGAAGCGGCGCAGCGCGCAAUUCAGAUGCUCACCGACACCAAGCUCGACAAUCGCCCCAUUUUUGUGCGUGAAGACCGCGAGCCGCGCCCAGGGCACCGAGGUCCGCCGAUGGCCCGCGGUGGUCCGCCGCCAUUUGGCGCCCGGCCAGGGGCGGGGCACCACUCGCACCCGCCCAUGUGCACCGUCUACAUUGGCAACCUUCCGUUUGACGCCAUGUGGCAAGACGUCAAGGACGUGGCGCGGUCCGCGGCGACUGUGGACCACGUCGAAGUCAUCCAAGGCCCGGACGGCCGCUCCAAGGGCUACGCCCUCGUGCGCACCCCGACGCCGGAAGACGCGCAGAUCAUCAUCGGCAAGCUCCACGACACGGAGUUUCGCGGGCGCUUCCUCGAGGUGCGGUUGGAGCGGGUACGGUAA
This is a messenger RNA of Saprolegnia diclina VS20, 1191 nucleotides long. RefSeq lists its product as hypothetical. Gene Ontology annotation, cellular component: nucleus; cytoplasm. Gene Ontology annotation, molecular function: mRNA binding. NCBI's taxonomy places the organism in Eukaryota, Oomycota, Saprolegniomycetes, Saprolegniales, Saprolegniaceae. The transcript has 6 exons. The coding region runs from base 1 to 1191 and encodes 396 amino acids. The record is from RefSeq and is a predicted model, not a curated record.